Onychostoma macrolepis is the source of this 4141-nucleotide messenger RNA. RefSeq names its product WW domain containing transcription regulator 1 (gene wwtr1). Gene Ontology annotation, molecular function: transcription coactivator activity; protein binding; transcription corepressor activity. The transcript has 7 exons. Gene Ontology annotation, cellular component: nucleus; cytoplasm. Gene Ontology annotation, biological process: positive regulation of transcription by RNA polymerase II; hippo signaling. The record is from RefSeq and is a predicted model, not a curated record. Bases 331 to 1641 code for a protein of 436 amino acids. NCBI's taxonomy places the organism in Eukaryota, Metazoa, Chordata, Actinopteri, Cypriniformes, Cyprinidae.
GAGAGAGAGAGAGAGAAAAGCUUGAGUUUACAAACUUUCCAUCGGGACACAAACUCCGUCAGCGGACGCCGCAAAGUUACGCAGCGGAGGAGGAAUAUCGCUCAAAACUCUCAAUGCGGGACAACAUGACAUACACUUUUGUAGCUUUAUGACAACUUUUUAAAGACUUUGAAAGACUUUUUUAAGUAGACCGAAACUACUUUUACCAAAGAGCAGGGGAAAAAAAAAAAACAGGCCCAGCCAAAGAACUUCCUACGAUUUCCAGGAUUAAUUUUUAAUCGAGUAUUUUCAUACGAUUUUUGGGGUUUGUGUAUUUUUAUAUCGAACAAAAUGAGCAGUAACCCUCUCCAGCCGUUACCGGGCCAGCAGGUGAUCCAUGUCGCCAAAGACCUCGACACGGAUCUGGAGGCUCUGUUUAACUCGGUGAUGAGCCCCAAGCCCAGCUCCUGGAGGAACAAGCAUCUUCCCGAGUCGUUUUUCAGGGAGCCGGACUCGGGCUCGCACUCCCGGCAGUCCAGCACCGACUCCGGCAGUCUCCCGCCGCGCUGCCAGGCUGCGCAUGUCCGCUCGCAUUCCUCCCCGGCUUCGCUGCAGCUGCCCGCGGCCGCGCUGGGCGCUCCGAGCCCCGGGAGACACCACUCUCACACCCGCCACCAGUCCUUCGAUGUGGCCGAGGAGCUGCCGCUGCCGCCGGGCUGGGAGAUGGCGUACACCCCCAGCGGACAGAAGUACUUCCUCAAUCACAUUGAGAAGAUCACCACAUGGCAUGACCCCAGGAAGACCAUGACACCCUCGGUGACCCAGAUGGGUCUGCACAAUCAAGCCUCCAACAACGGCAACAUACAGCAGCGCUCCAUGGCCCUCUCUCAACCCAACCUCGGACAGUUGCCCGAGGGUUGGGAGCAGGCCGUCACCCCUCAGGGAGAAACAUACUUCAUUGACCACAAAACCCAAAGCACCUCAUGGCUGGACCCGCGGGUGGUGCUGAACCAGCAGGCCCACCAGCAGCACCUCCAGCAGCAGCAGCAGCAGCAGGUCCAGGUGCAGGCGCAGGCGCAGGUCCAGGUCCAGGUCCAGGGCUCCCAGCAGCAGAACUCUCAGCCCAUGAUGAACAUGAGCAGCCCCAUGAGUGCCCAGCAGCACCAGCAGAAGAUGAGGCUCCAGCGCAUCCAGAUGGAGCGAGAACGCAUCCAGAGGAGGCAGGAGGAGCUCCUGAGACAGGAGGUGGCGCUCCGGCAGCUGCCCAUGGACUCUGAUAAUAUGGCACCGGUGGCACCAAACAUCAGCUCUCCGCCAAUGACGCAGGGCAACAUGCCCAACAACAGCUCAGACCCCUUCCUCAACAGUGGGCCGUAUCACUCGCGGGAGCAGAGCACAGACAGCGGGCUGGGACUGGGCUGCUACAGCAUCCCCACCACUCCUGAGGACUUCCUCAACAGCAUGGAGGAGAUGGACACAGGUGAGAACAUGGUGCCGGUCAGUAUGAACGUCCCCCAGCAGAGCCGUUUCCCAGACUUCCUGGACUCCAUGCCCGGCACCAACGUGGACCUGGGCACCCUGGAGGGCGCCGACCUCAUGCCCAUCCUCAACGACGUGGAGUCGGUCCUGAACAAGAGCGAGCCCUUCCUGACCUGGCUCUAGACUCACACACACCACACUAAAGACUCUUUUAUAUAAAUAUAUAUAUAUUAUAUUAUAUAUUCAAUCAGCUUCUUCCUCUAGUUUUACUGUUUAGGUGUCAGAUUUGUUCCCUCACUUCACCACGAGUCGAAGAACAAUACCAAAGUGUUUAGCCUGCGAACAAAUAAGCGAGCACGCGUCAAUCAAAGUGUAGUGGAGGAGGACAGACGUGUUUGUUUAGUAACUGAUGUUGGGUAGAUGUGAUUCUGACUGCGUUUGUUUUCAGAAUGAUCGCAUUGAUAGCGGAAACGCCUGAGUAUUGUCUGAUCAUGUUUAACAGGCUGUUAACCUGUUGUGUGUUUAACCCAGAGUUAGGGUUAGUCAAGCUUUACUGGGUGAGUCUCAUCGAACCUGUCAACAACUUAUGCAAGCUUAUUUCCGCCACGGAAUAAAAUUAUAAGAAGGUAAUUGUGGCUUUAUUCCCAAUUUUGACAGUUUUUCUCGCAAUUGUGAAUUUAUGUCUCGCAAUUCUGCAUGUAGUCAGAUGUAACUGAGAAUUCUGAGAAAAAAGUCAGAAUUACGAGAUUUAAACACUCAAUUGUAAUUAAAAAAAGAUAGAAUUACAAGAUGCAAGCUCACAAUACUGACUUUUUUUCUCGGGAUUGUGAGUUUAGUUCUUGUAAUUCUGACUUUACUCAAAACUGCGAAUUUUGACUUUUAUCAGAAUUGUUGGUUUAUAACUCACAAUUUCAAGAUAUAAAAUCGCAAUUGCAAAAAAAAGUCAAAAUUGUGAGAUAAAAAGUAACAAUUAAAUUUUUUUGUUGUUUGUUUUUUUUUUUUUUUUGGGAAAUAAAACGAAUUUGUAUAUUUCUUGGCAGAAAUAAGCUUUGAUAAAAAAUAAAUAAAUAAAUAUUUGGAUCAAUAACAAGAAGUAAAUACCUAAAGAAAAUUAAGCUAGUUUUUAGGACCAUUAUUAUUUUUUGAAUAAUAAUUAAGCACAUUUGCCUUAAAAACACUAAUGCGAAUCAUGACUGAGAAUAAGAAUUACAAACAAACUCAAAAAUAGAACAAUCAAAUGUGUUACAGUAAUGUGAUUUUUUUUGUAUGACAGUAAUGCAAAAUGAGUUUUGUUGGUGUUUGUUUUUGAUUUAGAUGUUAAUAUUUCUCAAGGGUGUUUAAUUGUCAGAAAAUCGUAGUGGUCCUUACAUUUUCAUGAGAUUCACCCUGCUUUUUCACUUUUUGCCAAAUCAGUAGCACAAGUGUGCCUGUCAAAGCUUUACAUUGUGACUUUAUAUCCAACGAAUAACUAUUUCAGAUGUGUUUUACUUUUUAUUCCAGUUUAGCUAUUGUGUGAAGCUCAUGAUGGCAUUUGUAGACAAGCGUUUCAUAUCAUAUAUGUUUUUAUGUACUGCUACAGUAUUCCUAUUUUCUAUUCUGUGCUCUUGACAUCUGGUGCAUUUAAUUAGUUUGCAGUUUAGUAUUUAUCAAGAGCUAUGAACUUCUUUUUAAAUAGAUUUUAGAUUUGUUUCCUUUUUUCAGGAAUUUUAAAUGUUUUCGAAGCACUACAAAUAUGCCAAUACUGAUCUAGUCCCUCGAAAUCUUCAGGGAAUAUCUAUUAAGUAUUUUCUGAUACCAGAGAUAAUUUUGCCUUCAUUUGGAUGAUUUUUAGGGGCCGACACUUGUUUUUUCUUGAUUUAAGUAUCCCGGCUGAAAUCCAGUUCAAUAUAUAAACAUAAAUAUGUUGUUGUUGUUUUUUUUUUUUCUACACAGGUCUAAUUUUGUAUUGCAUGUUUGAUCUGUUUGAUAUUCAUAGCAUCGGGGGUGUAUAGACCCACCUCACCGUGACUUCUUUAUUGUUUAUGGUUAUGUUAUAGAUGGGUUAUGAAUUGAAGUGUGUUGGAUUUGUGGAUUGGGCAGACGGGGUGAUUUUUAGUAGCUGUAGGUCAAACUGAGCUCAUGACGUCCUUCAUGAGGACCGAACGGUUAAGUAGCGGGUCAGAAAGAGCCGAUACGAGCUGUUCUCGAACCCGAGUGACCUCAGAGAUGUCCAGCCGUUGGUUUCUUCAGUUAAGGACUAAGGACGAGAUCGGGUGGACUUGAGUGGCCCGUUCUGCUUCAGACACUCAGCAAGAGGGACCGUUUAAUGAUUUAAACAAUUUUCUAUGAUAUUAACUGCUUUUUCAGAACCUAAAUCAUGCAAUAUCUCACAGAGUUGAAUAUAUGGCUUCAGAUACAUAAAAUGCCGAUUUGUUUUUUUGUUGUGUUAUGGUGUGAGAUGAAAUCUGGUGUGCCAUCUCUACCGGUUGAUGCCAGACUUAUGUAGCGCUCUACGCUUCAGUGUGCUUUAGGUUUUGUAAGAUUGAAUGUUGGUCACAUGCUGGAAGGCUCAGAAAACAAACUGCGUACCACAGAAAUAUGAUGGUGGUGUACUGUACGUGAAAAAUGUGGUUGUACCCUCUAAGAAAUCUCUAAAAUUGUCAGUGAAAUCAAAAAGGAAAAGAAUAAAAUGGUUUUAUUAGCA